AUGGAAGCACCCCGCCAUCAAGUACGUCACUGGCGACUUGCGCGACCUGGCCGCUGUGGAGGCGGCCAUCAAGGGUGCAGACUGCGUGUGGCACAACGGGGCAGCCGUGGGACCAUACCACCCUCAGGAGCUAUACCACGCCGUGAACGUAGUUGGAACUGCCAACGUGAUUUCUGCGUGCCAGAAGCACGGGGUGACGAAGUUGGUGUUCUCGUCGUCCCCGUCAACUACGGAUUCGGGCCAACUUCCGCCACGGACCCCGACGGGGCCACCGAGGAGGAGAUGCCUUCUCUGCCGCAGGCCACGUACGUCCAGGAAUACGCCAAGACGAAGGCAGAAGCUGAGCUCUUGGUGCGCGAGGCGUGCAGCGAGGGUCUGCUCACCAUCGCGGUCGCCCCACACCAGGUCUACGGCCCCAGGGACAACCUGUUCCUGCCGAACAUCCUCGAGGUGAGCGGACUGGGCAAGUUGCGCGUGUUCGGGCCGGGCCGCAACCGCAUCUGCUUCACGCACGUGGAGCUCAAGCAACUGGUGGGCGCGCCGCCCCGAAGCGGCAUCACCGACGAGAUGGAGCAGGUGCGGCUGGCGGCCAACCCGGAGGGGCUCGCUUUGCUGCAGAAGCGACUCCAGAUUUCGUAA
Messenger RNA from Prorocentrum cordatum, 639 nucleotides. The record is from the annotation of a GenBank genome assembly. NCBI's taxonomy places the organism in Eukaryota, Dinophyceae, Prorocentrales, Prorocentraceae.